Manis pentadactyla (Chinese pangolin) is the source of this 4041-nucleotide messenger RNA. RefSeq names its product G protein-coupled receptor 153 (gene GPR153). Gene Ontology annotation, molecular function: G protein-coupled receptor activity. NCBI's taxonomy places the organism in Eukaryota, Metazoa, Chordata, Mammalia, Pholidota, Manidae. Bases 366 to 2189 code for a protein of 607 amino acids. Gene Ontology annotation, cellular component: membrane. The transcript is spliced from 6 exons. The record is from RefSeq and is a predicted model, not a curated record. Gene Ontology annotation, biological process: G protein-coupled receptor signaling pathway.
GCCAGCCGAACGGCUGGAGCCAAACGCGGCGGCCGCGGAGCGAGGGGAGGGAGAGGCCGCGGGGCCAGGGCGAGUCGAGCGGAACCCGCCGGCCACUGGCAGCCGCCGCCAGGAUGCCCCGGCCCACGGGCCGUUCCGGCGCCAGCCACCCCCGCGGCCUCCGGUGGCCUGCGCUCCGCCCGGGGGCGCGGCAGCCGCAGUUGGAGCCGGAGGCGGGAAAAGCGAGCAGGAGCCCCGGGCGCCCGAAUGCAGGAUGCUCGUGGUCCCUGGUGUCCCCUGGCCACCGCAUGUGAGGGCUGCUGCUCUGAGCUGAGGCCUGGCUCUGAGGAGGAUGUCCCAGCUGCCAGCCAGCUCCUGCCUGCACCAUGAGUGAUGAGCGGCGGCUGCCUGGCAGCGCGGUGGGCUGGCUGGCAUGCGGAGGCCUCUCCCUGCUGGCCAAUGCCUGGGGCAUCCUCAGCGUGGGUGCCAAGCAGAAGAAAUGGAAGCCACUGGAGUUCCUGCUGUGCAUGCUUGCGGCCACCCACAUGCUCAAUGUGGCGGUGCCCAUCGCCACCUACGCUGUGGUGCAGCUGCGACGGCAGCGCCCUGACUAUGAGUGGAACGAGGGCCUGUGCAAGGUCUUUGUGUCCACCUUCUACACCCUCACCCUGGCCACCUGCUUCUCUGUCACCUCCCUCUCCUACCACCGCAUGUGGAUGGUCCGCUGGCCUGUCAACUACCGGCUGAGCAACGCUAAGAAGCAGGCGGUGCACACGGUCAUGGGCAUCUGGAUGGUGUCCUUCAUCCUGUCAGCCCUGCCUGCUGUUGGCUGGCACGACACACGUGAGCGUUUCUACACCCACGGCUGCCGCUUCAUCGUGGCUGAGAUUGGCCUGGGCUUCGGUGUGUGUUUCCUGCUGCUGGUGGGCGGCAGUGUGGCCAUGGGUGCGGUCUGCACAGCCAUCGCCCUCUUCCAGACACUGGCUGCACAGGUGGGGCGCCGGGCCGACCACCAUGCCUUCACGGUGCCCACCAUCGUGGUGGAGGACACCCAGGGCAAGCGCCGCUCCUCCAUUGAUGGCUCUGAGCCCACCAAAACUUCGCUGCAGAUCACAGGCCUGGUGGCCACCAUCGUUGUCAUCUAUGACUGCCUUAUGGGCUUCCCCGUGCUGGUGGUGAGCUUCAGCAGCCUGCGGGCAGAUGCCUCGGCACCCUGGAUGGCGCUGUGCGUGCUCUGGUGCUCAGUGACCCAGGCCCUCCUGCUGCCUGUAUUCCUCUGGGCCUGCGACCGCUACCGCGCCGACCUCAAGGCGGUCUGGGAGAAGUGUGUAGCCCUCAUGGCCAAUGAUGACGACUUGGACGAUGAUACCAGCCUGGAGGGUGGCGUGCCCCCGGACCUGGUGCUGGAGCGCUCCCUGGACUACAGCUAUGGAGGCGACUUUGUGGCCCUGGAUAGGAUAGCCAAGUAUGAGCUCUCUGCUCUGGAGGGGGGCCUGCCCCAGUUCUACCCACUGCGGCCGCUGCACGAGGACAAGAAGCAGUACCUGCAGGUCCCGCCCACGCGACGCCUCUCCCACGAUGACGCGGACGUGUGGGCCGCUGUCCCCAUGCCCGCGUUCCUGCCGCGCUGGGGCUCUGGCGAGGACCUGGCCGCCCUGGUGCUGCCCGCCGGGUCCGACCGGCGUCGCUGCAGCUUGCUGGCCUUCGCGGAGGACGUGCCCCCGUUCGGUCCGCGCCACCGCUCGGCCGAGAGCUUGCUGUCGCUGCGGUCCCCGGCACCCGGCCCGCGCCGCGCCCAUGACUCGCCCCCCGGCAGCCCGCGCCGCCGCCCCGGGCCCGGCGCCCGCUCCGCCUCGACCUCGCUGCUGCCCGACACCUUCGCGCUGACCGCCUUCGAGCGCGAGCCGCAGGCCCUACGCCGCCCGCCGGCUCCGCCGGGGCCCUUCUCGGUGCGCGCCGCCGCCUGCCCCCCGGCCGGCGGGGACGCGGUGCCCCCUGCAGGCGGCGGCGGGCCACGGAGCCCCGGGCUGCGCCCGGCCGCGCCCUUGCGCCCCGGGCCCCUGCGGGCCGGCCUGAGCGCGUCGUGGGGCGAGCCCGGGAGCCUGCGCGCGGUAGGCGGCGCGGGGAGCACCAGCAGCUUCCUGGGCUCGCCCUCCGAGUCGUCGGGCUACGUCACCCUGCACUCGGACUCGCUGGGCUCGGCGUCCUAGGCCCCGUGGGGGCCUCCCUCACGCACCCGGCGGCCCCGGGGGGCCUGCGGGCGCAAAUCACCAAAGAUGCCACGCCGGCCCAGCCCGUGCGAGGGUCUAGGUCCCUCUGGGACGACGGCUGCCCUGGGCACAGCAUCUCUGGAUAGAGGAAGGCCGGACUUAGGUAAAGGCAGGCUCUGCAGCCCUGGGGCAGCAGGAAGCCAGGGACAGAGCCAUCCCUGGUUGGAACAAAGCCCUGCCCUGCAGCAAUGAGAGGCCUCCGGACUGCAAUGGGCUCUCCACUCUGCACUCUGUCACCUCAGGGGGUGGGUGGGGUACAGAGGGUCUCUAAGCACAGGGCAUUCAGAGCCCAAACAACCUCUCUGAGCAGUUGUCCCUGCUGACCUGUUCUGCCUCUGUUUCCCCAUCUGUGAUGAGCAGGUGACCAUAUUAACUCUCAGGACUGUUUGGAGAAGUCUCCUGGUCCAUGUGUACUGGCCACUGAGUGGACAGGGCACGAGAGCCAGUCUAGGGCCCUCCAUGGCUCCUUUGUGGAUGUCAGCCUUAAGUGUGUGGCCCAGUGUGGGCCCCAGGCCUGAGGCUUCCCACUGUCAGUGCCCCUGGCCCCCGUGGGAACUCACUCCCACCCCAGCAAAAGCACAACACUUGCACCAUCACCAGUGGCAGCCCACCCACCUUGACCUCCAUUAGCAUCUGCACCCUCAUGACUCUGCCGUUGUGGCCUCUCCCCACCACAUUGGUCGCCUCUGUGACCCCAACAUGAAGGUCGUGGGUGCAUGGUGGACAGGACAGAAGCAAAGAGGGAGUAGGCUAGUCCCUGUCCCCAGUUUCAUCUUCCACCUUUGCAGGUCUGGCUAGAAAGGGAUCCUGGUUUAGAGGUACCCCAGGUUCUUGGCUUAAGGCCUGGUCCCUGGCAAGUGUCCUCCCUCAUCCUGCAGGCAGGGCCUUCCUCCCUCUCUCUCCUGGGAAGACCCCCUGCAGGCCUGGGCUUUGCCAUGGGGCCUGGCAGGGACCUGCUGGGUCUUCUUAGAGUCAGGCUAAGGAGAGGCCCAUAAAUAGCUGUGACCUCAAGCGGGGGGACAGGCAAAUGCAGAGGCUGUCUCAUCCUGGCCCCUGCCUGCUUCCAUGCAGUGGCCUCUAAACAUGAAGACCUGAAGUGGAUUCCAGGCCAGAGUGGAGCCUGCCUACACUGUGUUCCCUCCUGCUCUGCAACCUGCAGUUGCAGCUCUGGUGCUGCGCUCAGGUGACCCAGCCCAUUCCUUGCCCUCUAGACAAGGUCCCAGCCCCCAAAAAAGGCCUCUGGGAGGGACACGGGUUGGGGACUGCCUGACUUGUCUCUGCUCAGGAGGCCACUCAGUCUCUGGCUAUGGGGUAGUGGGAUGAGCUGGCCACAGAUGAGCAAGGCAGUUGACUGCAUCUAGCAUGAUGAGAGGGGCCACCUCUGGCCAGUGUUGCUGUGCCUUCAAGGACCAACAUGGCAUGUGGGGUCAGAGGUCAUCAGCUAGACACUGUUCCCCCUCAGGCUGGAUCAUUUGUCACUUUGGGUUUUCACUCUAUUUUAUAUCCAACACAGUACUUGCAAGGGGAUACGGUACCCCAAAGUCCCUCCAGUCCCAAUUUUUACAAAAAAAGGAGGGCCCCAAGCAGAGGACCCUGGUGUGUGGGGCUUCCUCCCACACUUUGUGCAGACUCCAGACCUAUUUGCUGCAUUGAUAGCUUGACCCUGGGCUCACCUGGGAGGAAGCUCUGCCUUUUUACCACCACCCAGCCCAGAGUCAGGGAUCCGUUUGUAGUUUUUUGACAACUGAGCACUUCUGUACCGAAUCCAAUAAAAAACUUCAGAUGAUUUGCA